GGCAGAGUACAGAAUAUUGUUUGUACACAAGUCAGGACUCCAGACCAGUAAACGUCUGGUCAAAGACGUUAAUACAAGUUGCAGUGUUGUAGUGGUAAGUGUGGUGAGUCAGUACAGUGGUUCACCACUCAUCACGCACCACCACCUGUGCUGGUUUGUGAGGUUUAAAGCCUAUCGGCUGCACGAGGAUCAUUAAGGCUACAUUUCACCUGUACACUAGCAGUCACGAGUGCUAUAAGCUCUUCAACAGGGACUGAAAGAAACUCUGUGUAUACAUACACUGAGAUAUACGUACACACCUCUGGGUGUAUGCAUGCCCGACCAUGAAGCUGCGAGACGGUACGAUGAGGCAUCGAAGACAUUACUACACCUACAUCCCGUCGACACUGCUGCCCUCAGCAGGUCCUGGCAGCGGUGGGAUGCGGCCUAGAGUUAACAAACUUCAAACCCUGGAGGCUAAGAUGGCGAGCAUCGAGGUGUCUCUGGGGUGGAAGAGACGUCGGGAGGCGCUGCUGGAGACACUGCCAAGGGCUGCCAGGGACCUGGUGAGAGAGCUGGACGCUCUCCAUCAAGCCCUUAGGGACAAGGACACCGUCAUACAGUCGCUGAAGACCCAGAUCACAAACUUGGGCGGGACUGUGGGCGGCAGCGGGGAGGGAGGUGGAGUGAUCUCUGAGACGGAGCGUCGCAGCAUCCAGGACAGACUCAACAAGGUGCAGGCCGAGAUGGACGCUAAGAAGGUUGCUAUCAAGAACCUCAAGUUAACCCUAGAAAAGAUUGACAUCACAGAUAACAUCGACGUCAGGAUUCGUGCGGCGGAGCUGGAGUACGAGUUGGAGAGGGAAGAGCUCAACAUCCUCAACUUGAAGGAGGAAUCGACCGUCCUUAACGCCCGUCUUCAGGACAGUCCUUCAUCUUCCACUUGUAAUGGUGGCCUCGGGUCGCAGCCCUCGCUGCACACCCUCCUGACCUCCAAUGGAGGUGGUGCUGCUCUCGGUGGUGCCACACUCAUGAGCAUGGCUAUCCCUCACACGCCAGGCAACCCACCCUUCCAUGUCACACCUCGACCGCCCCUUGGCUGUGUCAUAGACUGGGCCACAGAUGACACCAGACUUAAAAAGGGUGAUAGGCUGCUGGAGGUGAAUGGGGAGAACGUAGUGGGUCGUGGGUUGGAACAAGUCACCAGACUCAUGGGGUCAUCGUCUCACCUCAACCUUGUCAUCGCCAGACCCACCACUGGUACGGCUGGUCGCAGGUCUGAAGGACGUCAUGAGAAACAGAUGGAAGAAAGAACCCGAGAGAUCAAAGAACUUAUUGCCAGACUCGACAAAGCUCUCAAGGAGAAGGAAACUCUUAGGAGUGACAACACUCGUCUGAACCACCGCAUUGGCUACCUGGAGGAGCAAGUGUCGGAGCUCCAAGCGAGUCUGAGUCGCACUCGAGAGGCAGUACUCAACCACACCAACGGGGAGAGUAUCGUCACUUCACAGCCAGGAGCCACUGUUAUCCAGGUGUUCCAGAAGGGAGAGCAGAAGCUGGCAGUAGCAAGCCCGGAGGUGGGCACUGGACAGGUGGAAAGAGCCCAACAGUACCCAACCUUACCCAGACUGAGGUCUCCGGAUUCGUCAAUCUCUUCUCCAAGUUCCUCUCAGUGUGACCCUAGUGAUCGACCCACCGUGGGCCACAUGACCUCAACCAGACCCACCUCUGCCUCAGACAACGUAAACCACGUUAGUUCAACCAGAACAACCUCUACCUCGGACUAUCGCAGAAGAGUCCUCUCUCCACGACCUGACUCCAAGAACGAGGAUCCUCGGCCACCGUCACGUACAAAGCCAAUACCGCCCAAGAAACCUGAACGUCUAAGUCUACAGAGAACAACCAGUCUACAGAGUGUGGAGGAGAGCUCAUCAACCUCCCGUUCCUCGGCAGCAACACCAUCCAACUCCCGCUACAGUGCUCUCCAGACUUGGCCGUCACUUGACACUGACAUUCACUGCAGGGACAACGACGGUCAGUCUCAAACAAUAUACGAGCGAGGUCAAGAAAGAUCCACUCACCGUAGCCACGAGAACAUCUACGAAAGACACCAUGACAGAUCAAACUAUGGUUCCCCAGGACAUGAGCAUUACGCCUCUAGAUCCCAGGGUGAUGGAAGUGUUCGAAUGAUCAUCAGUGGAAGUCCUGUGUCUGCAGAAUGCCUGGGCAAACGUUCCAGCCUUCAGGGUGUGGCGUCAACACCAGCCAACGAAAGAGUAUCUCACCAGAGCAACCACAGGUGCCACUCACCAGAUGUCGCUCUUCAUUUAGAGUGUAAUAAUAGAAUAGGUGACAGUGAGGUCGAUGUGUUUCGAUCAGAGAUUAACAGUCAUGUUGCCACCCGUUUCACCUCACACAAUCAUCAUCCCAGUCACAACGGAAACCACAAUCACCAUCACCACCAGCACUCCCAGCACCAUAACCACUAUUCUCUCACUACCCCUCACUCACCACCUGUCGCAGCACCACGAACCUCAGCGCUUAGUGUUGCAACAAGUCCUCGGCCUCAUGAACAGUGGUGCUGAUGACACUCUUAUGUACUAAGCCCUGGAACUGCCGUUGCAGAACCUCUAACAGUAUUCUGAUCAACACAUCUUGUCAGUUAUUAGGAUCUUAAUGGCAUGUGAAUUGAACAGUUGAUUUGAAAAUAGAUAAAAAUGAUGAGAAGUGACUAACCGGCCUAAGAGAACUGAACAUCACAAGAGAUACCUUCCUCUGUGCUCCAGUGAAACAGUGAAGGUAGAAUAAGACUUGCAGGUGAAAUAAGGUAUUCUCAUUCAAACUAAAUAAUUUCGUUUAGUGGAAUGUGAGAUGACUACGUUCUUGACUCAUAAAAUACCAGGACCUAUGAAAUUUUUUCAUGAUAACGUGCUAAUAGUUUUUUUUUCUGAAGUCUUCUGAAAAAAAAAAUAAUUGAAAUCUGCUCAUUCUCAUGAAUUGUAAAUAAGUGACAAUUUUUUACAGCUAUGUGAGUGGUUGCAAAUCCUUGACUGUAUAUACCUUAAAUAUUGAAGCCUGUAAUUUAAGACAUUCCUGCAGUUUUCCUUGCAAUAUCGGCUUGUGUGUGUAAAGUUUUGUUACACGUGUUGUAAAUAUACAUAUAUAUAUAUUUUGUGUAAUUACUAAUGAAUAAAGACCAAGUUUUAUACACGUCGUUUAA
Messenger RNA from Cherax quadricarinatus, 3199 nucleotides. RefSeq names its product PDZ domain-containing protein sprite (gene sprt). NCBI's taxonomy places the organism in Eukaryota, Metazoa, Arthropoda, Malacostraca, Decapoda, Parastacidae. The record is from RefSeq and is a predicted model, not a curated record. Gene Ontology annotation, molecular function: protein binding.